UUCUAGACAACAUUCUAACCACACCAGUGGUUAACAAGUUUUGUACUAGUUCAAAUACUGUAGUAAAAUGGAAAUAAAAUUUAAUGAAAUUUUCGUAUAUGCCGUCAUCACAACUUUCGGUUUUUCUUCUGCGGAUAUUUUGAGUAGCGAACUAAAAUCCCAUACCACAGAUAAUAAUUAUGAUAUUACUGCAAUUUACAAGUCAACGAAAAACGCUAAACCGGAAAAUUGCUAUGGUCCAAGUAUUAGAAAUCAAUUGGACGUUAACUUUUGGCCCAAUGAAAAUAGAAGUUAUUGGAACGAUGAAUUUAUGAACUAUACUGCGAAUACCAAUUGUUACAAAGUUGAAAUUCAUUUAAGAACGAACGCUAUUGGCUUACCAAUAACGUAUGAUGGAAAAUUGUUGAGUUUUGGUAACAAAGAUUUCGAGGUUAUUGCAGAUUCGACAUUUGGAAAUAUAUUCAAUUAUAUAGACUAUGACGAAAGAAAGAAUUGGGAUUUGGUCAGUCGCGGAAUAAAUGAUAAUAUCUAUGUCUAUGAUAACAAGCGACGUACAGCUUCAAAAAAUCCUGAUAUCAAGCCGUACAAUUCAAGCAUGUAUAUCGGUAUCUUACUACUCAUAUUGAAUUCUAGAUCUUCAAUGGAAAUAUUUAAAAAAAAUCAUCCAAAUGCCAUUUUAUCUCAUAGUUUUGAGCGAACAGACUACACCAUAAAAACGUUAGUAUUACGUACAAAUGAGAUAUUUUGGGAAAAUGAAGAGUACGAAUUGCGACUUAAGUUCGACUCCCAAUCUGAUUUUGGAAUAAAGAGAAUAGUUCAAUGUCCGGGAUUAAAUGAAUUUGAAGAAGUUUACACUAGUCUACCUAUGCAAAAGUAUCCAUCUAAAGUCGGAAUUUAUCCAUUUGGAAAUCCAAGUAAAAACAAUUUCGGGUUUUGGCCAACUCCAAAAGACAAGCCAUGUUAUAACGGAGGGAUAUAUGUAAAUAAGAAAUGCGUCUGUCCACCAGGGUUUAAAGGAGAUAACUGUGCAUUUGCAUGUGGGCCAAAUAAAUUCGGUUUUGACUGUACCGGCAUUUGUUCAAUGGAGGAAGAUAACUGCAAAGGAGCGAUAAUUUGUACGAACAUUUUCUCAUGCCAGUGCACUACUGGAUACACUGGCAAGUUCUGUGAAGAUGAAUGUCCUCGGGGAUAUUAUGGAUUCGGUUGUAACCAAAAGUGUUCAGAAAAUUGUCUUUCUGAUGAAUGUAAUAUAUUCUCCGGUGCAUGUACUAAAGGAUGCAAGAAUGGUUAUAUAAUGCCAAAUUGUAUAGAAAAGUACCCUUGGCUAAUAAUUGCGCCUAAAUUAGUAUCAUCUAAUAUGCAAUCGAUGACUUUGAAUUUCGACUUGUCUUUUGACAAUAUUGGUGGUAGUCGACAGAAAAAACCCACGUAUUACCAUAUAAUGUAUAAGCCAGUUUCGAGUGAAGGAAAUGUUCAAUACACGAAUAUAAAAUACAUCCAACCGCGUAUUAGUAAUAUAACAGAAACCAUCGAUGGGUUAGCAUUUGAUACGUUGUACAGAGUCGGCGUUGUAUUAUUAUCAGAAGACGGGAAUUUCAACGAAGAUGUAAAAACCGCUCAGUAUACGACCACUUGUUAUGAACCUGUUGACGUUAUUUAUAACUUAAUGCUACAUAGCAAAGAUCCAAAGUCAAUAACCGCUACUUGGAAAAAGCACACUCGACGAAGUGAGAACGAAUGCAAAAUAUACUAUCAUUUAACACUUAAGUUUAACCAUACUACAGUGUCUGAAAAUCAAAUAAGUGAAGUUCCGUACGUGGUUAACUUUACAAAUUUAUUGUCUAGUUAUCUAUACACUGUCGAAAUUCGAGCGCAUACAGCUUUAGGAUUAAUAAACCGGACAGAAGUAGCUCAUACAAGCACUAAGCCAACUAAAGGUAAUAUUAUAUUAAGAAACAUUAAAGGUAACGCUGAUGCUUUUAACCAUAGCAUUCGUUUGACAUGGGAACUUGCCGAUUCAUUAAUAGGAGACUCAAUAAAUUACACCAUUAAAUAUAAGGUACACAGAUAUUUUAGUUGUUCUCAUCAUCCAGUUGAAAGCAAUUGGACAACCGAUAAUAUUUAUGGCCGAUUGAUGUAUGAAAUCUUGAACUCAACACCGAACACACAAUAUAUAAUAAACGUUGAACCUAGUAUUAAUUCAGAGUCAUUGGAGAAUACAGUUUUUGUUAAAACACCAACUUCGACACCAAAUUUAGCUCCUGCUGUCGACAAAAACCAAUCGUUAUAUAUAACUAAUCAGUCUGUCACUGUCAAGUGGAUUUUCGAUCAAAAUCAAUGCACCAAGCUUAAUGGAUUUUUUUCAGGAUACCAUUUAAUACUGAAGAAUUUAGAAAAUUAUACAGAAACGGUAGAUGACACUAAAAUUAAUACCAAGGAGUAUGUUAACCUUAAUCCAAACACAAAAUACGAGAUACAAAUUUACAUAAAAAAUAAUGAUGGAUAUAAUCCCAAUUAUAUGCUAGCAAUACCGUUUAAGACAAAAUCUCAGUUUCUAUCGCCUGUUGAAGAUUUAACCGUCUAUAAAAAAGAUUCUAAACAAAGGGCAAUAUCUCUUCGCUGGAGAUACCCAGAGGAUGAAGAUAUUGAAGUCUUAAAUUUUAUAAUCACAAUGACUAAAGACAACGCUUUAACUAAUUUCAAGGAAAUCCGCGCAAAUAAAGAUAAAUGCACAGGUUGGCCCAAUUAUUACUGUGCAACCAUUUCAAAUUUAACGCCUAAAGAUGAAUACACUUUUAAGGUGAAAGCUGUGUCACAAGAUUACGCUGAAGGAGGUCUACCCGCAUCAGUCAGUUGUAACUUCAUAGACGGGUUUUCAGACGAGCCUGGUAAUUUAAGAGCUACACUUAUCGGCUCGAAUAAUAUCACAUUGCAAUGGGACAUUCCGUGGAUUUUGAAUGGCCUUUUAAAAUCGUUUAUUGUAACCACUGAAGAAGUUACAGCUUUAGACAUGGAAACUUGCUGUGCAAGUCUUCCCGAUGUUGAGAUAAACGUUUCAAAAGAAGUUCCAACUUAUAACUGCACGUUGACUAAUCUAAAACCAGGUUCUACGUACUCGAUUGGGGUAUUGUCGAAAACAUCAUGGUAUGGACUAGCAAAACGAAUUUUCGUGACUACGUUGUCAACUGCCACAUCACAAACAGAGACCAAAAUAUUAGUCUAAUAAAAAAUGUUACAUGUUUUUCACAAUUAUUCUUGAGCUAAUAAUUAUAAGUAUCGUCAUAAUAAAAAUUGUAUUUUACUAUUGAUAAAAAAAGCCAAAAGCGAAGGUGAUUUUGAACCAGAAUUACAAAUUAAACUUACUAAGAAUAAUUGUAAGUUUUUUUUUUUAAUUAAAAACUAAAUAUAACAUGUAAUCUAGUUUAUUACUUUAGCUUUAAAUUAAAAAUUUAAAUACAAAAUUAUGCACAAUAUAAUAUUGUGUCCGUAUA
Adelges cooleyi (spruce gall adelgid) is the source of this 3491-nucleotide messenger RNA. Its product is annotated as tenascin-like. The transcript has 23 exons. The coding region runs from base 68 to 3223 and encodes 1051 amino acids. Gene Ontology annotation, molecular function: protein binding. Lineage: Eukaryota; Metazoa; Arthropoda; Insecta; Hemiptera; Adelgidae. The record is from RefSeq and is a predicted model, not a curated record.